Molecule: messenger RNA, 2245 nt
Organism: Schizosaccharomyces japonicus yFS275
Lineage: Eukaryota; Fungi; Ascomycota; Schizosaccharomycetes; Schizosaccharomycetales; Schizosaccharomycetaceae
Product: zinc ion transporter Zhf1
Exons: 1
Coding region: 547-1791 (414 amino acids)
Biological process (GO): intracellular monoatomic cation homeostasis; monoatomic cation transport; monoatomic ion transport
Cellular component (GO): membrane
Molecular function (GO): monoatomic cation transmembrane transporter activity
Source: RefSeq, a predicted model, not a curated record
GGCAUCUUCACUUGUCCAGUACACAACACAUUUGGAAUUUCUGUGCUGAGCAGAUUUGCGUUUUCCUGACGAUUUCUGGCUGAAAUAGACCAGUUUUCGUUCUUGUUUGCACCGAAAUCGCUCAUUUUUGUCGCUUUUGUGUGCCAAGAGCUACGAGUACUUAAAUUUAUUUAAGGGUUGUAUUCUAAUAUUUAAGCCCUGCUUUGUUCCCUCGGCUUGAAAGGCUAAAUACUGCUAAUUUUCGUUUGCAGUUUUUCACACUGCCUUUUCAAUUGUCUUCUGCCAAAGACCCUAUUGACAACUUUUGCAAAUUUGUUGUAAGCAAAUUCUAGCUAACGGUUCUGUUAGUGACUGUUCCUAUUGUAUCUUUAAUUGAGUAAGACACACGUCUUGUCUCAUUGUUUACUGUCACUCGUUCAAUCUCGUUGGUUUCUUUCUGUCGUCUUCGUACGUCUUAUUUCUUUUCUUUUUGUUUCUGCUUUAGUAUUCUAAAGUCUAAUCCGUGGUUUCUUUACGUGUUUUCGAAACGUCAACAGCUCAUCAACUAUGGCUAUCUCUAGAAAACUUAAAAUUUCGCUUCUUCUUGCGAUUGACACUGUCUUUUUCUUCAUUGAGUUGAUUUCGGGUUACAUGAUCGAUUCCCUGGCAUUGAUCGCUGACUCGUUCCACAUGCUCAAUGAUAUCGUCAGUCUUAUCAUUGCCUUGUGGGCUACUAGUCUUGCUCAAAGACGUGACCACAAGCCCAAAUACACUUACGGUUGGCAACGCGCCGAAAUCUUGGGUGCGCUGGUGAACGGUGUCUUCUUGGUUGCUCUGUGUUUGUCCAUCUUCUUGGAGGCCAUUCAACGUUUCAUUACUCCCCCAGAGGUUACAAACCCCAUGCUUAUGCUUACGGUUGGUAUCCUGGGAUUCAUUAGCAACAUUGUUGGUAUUGUUCUUUUCCACGACCAUGCGGUCGGCCAUCAUGAUCAUGCCGACUCCUCGUUUCCCGAAGACGAUAUUGAGUCCGUGCUCCCUGCCACCGUUGUUAACCGCUGCCGCCGUUUGAGUGUCACUAGUGCUGACCUUGAGGGCGCCAAUUUGUCUUCCGACCAACCUUCCGAAAGCUCUCCCCUGCUUAGUUAUGUCAGCAACGAUCACUCUUCUCACAAGCAUACCCAUUACCAAGGAACCAGUCAGGAGCCCACUUCAAGUAUCUCUUCUGAGACUUCAAGCACUAAGAAGAAGCAUAACCACAACCUGAACAUGAGAGGUGUCUUCCUCCAUGUCAUGGGUGAUGCGUUGGGCAACUUUGGUGUUAUUUCUGCUGCUAUUGUUAUUCGUUACACCAACUGGUCUUGGCGCUACUACUUUGAUCCCAUGGUCAGUAUUGUCCUUACGGGUAUUAUCCUUGCCUCUGCCAUCCCCCUGUGUAAAUCUGCUGCUCUGAUUCUCUUGCAAGUUGCACCUCACAGUAUCCGUAUUGAAGAUCUUCACAGACAGAUCACUGCUCUCCCUGGUGUUGAGUCGUUGCACGAGCUUCAUAUUUGGCAGUUGUCGGACGUGAAGUUGAUUGCGACCUUGCACGUCUGCGUGAAUUUGUCCGAAGACAAUGGUGAAGCCUACAUGAAGCUGACCACUGACAUUCGCAAUGUUUUGCACAUGUAUGGUAUUCACGAUUGCACUAUUCAACCCGAGUUUACGAAUGUUGCUAGUCGCAAGCCUUCCUUAAACAAGGUUCCUGCUGACGAAGCUUGUCUUGUAACACAGUUCAGUGACUGUCGUGGCGAAGAAUGCAUCGACCACCAGUAAGCCUUCCGUAUUGCUGAUUUGGGACAAGCUGCGUGUGUGCAUGUGUCUGUAUUACUGUAGCCUUUGGAGCUCUCGUUUCCGUUAAACGGUUUGAGUGUCACCAGGGCAAGUUUGGUUGUCCGCUGGAUCGGCAUUCGCUUGACACAUCACGUUUAGGUCGUUCUUGUUGACUGGCUUUGUUACAAUUUCAAUCGUAUGCGAGUAGCUUCGUAACGUUUAAGAGUGAGAAAGCAUUGUUUGCGUUUGGUAGGAUAUCUCGCAUUCGGGACUGCUGAGCAGUGCAAUUGCGAGUGGCGCUCGUAUUCCCUGGUCGCUCUUUAUAUUUCUAAUCAGCGUUUCGUCCUAUGAUUCUCUUCUUACAUUCGGUGAUAUAGGUUUAGUUUAAUAAGACUAACUGAAUCGUGUUUGUGCAAAUGCCGUAGGGUACAUGACGGGCUUUAAAUUUGGUUUUAUU